Molecule: messenger RNA, 2709 nt
Organism: Ceraceosorus guamensis
Lineage: Eukaryota; Fungi; Basidiomycota; Exobasidiomycetes; Ceraceosorales; Ceraceosoraceae
Product: DNase I-like protein
Exons: 2
Coding region: 386-2533 (715 amino acids)
Biological process (GO): base-excision repair
Cellular component (GO): nucleus
Molecular function (GO): DNA-(apurinic or apyrimidinic site) endonuclease activity; phosphoric diester hydrolase activity; double-stranded DNA 3'-5' DNA exonuclease activity
Source: RefSeq, a predicted model, not a curated record
CUCACUUCCAUCAAGCGCCAUGCAGCAGCUUCAUUGCUGAUUCCAGCCAGCUUCUCAAUCCUCGUGCAUGCCUGGCCUGCGUGCAAUUGACGCUCGCCUUCGAUUCUGAGCAGCUCUCGCGACACUCCACACACGCUCUUCUACGCCGAACCACGCCUUCCACGCCGCUGUCCCCCGCCCACUUUGCGCUUCGCUCACCUUUUGCCUCUUCCUUUGCGAUUUGCGCUUUUGUUCACCUCUGCGCUGCGUGCUGCCAACUUCUUUCCGACCUUGCAGUAUGCUUCGACGCUCAUCACGCGGCGGUGCGAUUAUCUGACCGUAUAGCGGUAUCGCGUAUUCCCUCUCAUCCUUCCUGCGACCUCCUCGCCGCAUUGGGUCCACAAGGAUGCGAAUCGUCACGUGGAACGUGAAUGGGCUCAAGACCAUUCGGCAUUAUCGGCCAUGGAUCAACUUGUCAAGUUGGUCAGAUUGUCUGGACCACCUCGAGGCCGACAUCGUGUGUUUUCAAGAGGUCAAAGCUACGCGCAAGGUGGUGUUGAACGAUCGAGAUAUGUGCUUGCCACAAGCAUACACCAGCUACUUUGAUCUGCAUCCUACCAAAGGCUACUCGGGCGUGGUCACCUACAUCAAGGACUCCAGCUGCAGACCACGUGCCGCUGAGCGUGGCAUCACUGGCACCAUAGCUCAGCCCAGAAGUAUCGGUUGCUACCCGGAUCCGCGCGAUGAAGCAGUGUGGGAGUCGAUCGAUGCGGAAGGAAGAGCUUGCGUGAUCGAUUGCGGUCUCUUCGUCCUCUUCAACUUGUACUGCCCAAACGAGACGGACGAGAGCAGGAGAGAGUACAAGAUGGCGUUCAAUGCUGCUUUGCAAGAACGCGCCCAUCGCCUGCUGGAUGCUGGCAGGCACGUCAUCAUUCUUGGCGACAUCAACGUUGCACAUCUUCCUAUCGACCACUGUGACUCUGUUGGCCGCGAGUCGGCUUCCGAUUUUCUGAGCGCGCACCCGGCACGUGCCUGGUUGGACUCCUUUUUGGCUCCACGAGGGAGAUUUCACGACGUCACGCGGAUGAAGCAUCCUGGUCGAAAGGGCAUGUAUACAGUGUGGAAUACUCUGAUAGAUGCCCGACCAGCGAAUUACGGCACGCGCAUCGACUAUAUCCUAAUUGACGAAGGCUUGAUACCUUGGUUCAAAGACUCAGACGUGGCUCAGGACGUCUACGGCAGUGACCAUUGUCCAGUUUGGAUCGACUUGCACGACGAGAUCAUAGAUCGAAAUGGCAAGAAGAACCAUCUGCGAGAUGUGCUGGGUGGCGGCGAGGCGCAUGCUGCUAGGAAGGCCCCACCGCUCGCCAGCUGCAAUUGGCCUGAACUCAGCCAAAGAGGUAUUAAAAGCUUCUUCGGAGGCUCUGCCGCGUCGCCUGCCCCCGUAGCCUCUGGACAGGUUUCGCCUCAACUCGGCGAGCCUGACACAAGUCGGGCCGCCCACGAUGAUAAGAUGGAACUGUCGACAUCAACGUCAGUGUCCAGAAACUCCGCCAGCCCUAUCAAACCCAACUCUCCUUCACAAGUGGAUACAUUCCCCGCAUCACCUUCGGCGACGACAUCAGCUAGCACAGCCAAGAGACGCAAGUCGGACGCAAACAUCUUCGCAAAGGGUCGCAGCUCUUCGAAGCUUCUCAUUGCUUCCAAUUCUAGAGAAAGCAAAGCGAAUGGGCGCGACAAGGAUCAGGGACAACUGAAACUGAAGAGCUUCUUUUACAAAGCCUCCGGCGAGACAGCAGAGGCCUCUCGCGUGGCGAAGGAGCCUGCCACGCAUCACAUUGAUAUGACGAAGGAGGAUUCACCACGCACACCGUUGCCCCAGUCUAGCGUAGAUACCUCUUCGAGCAUCACGAGACAUGAGCUCGAGCAGUUGAACGCCCCCCGAGUCGACACGCAGCAAAGCUCCAGCGCCGAUGCGGGAUUAACAGACGCAGACGGAGGCAAGAUCACAGAAGGCCAAGAAGUAGCAUCGGGCUCGCAAGCGAAAGACGCACCCGCAGAUGACGCGGCCACGCGAGUUUCGACCUCUUUGGCAUGGGGUUCCAUCUUCGCUCCGCCUCCCGCACCACUCUGUCGGGUGCACGACGAAGUUUGCACAGCAUGGACAGUGAACAAAUCGGGGCCAAAUCACGGACGCAAGUUUUACCUGUGCUCCAGACCUGUGGGACAUGGGUAUGAGCGAUCCGGAAGAGACAAGAAGGACGUGGACCGGCAGUACAGGUGCGAUUUCUUUUGUUGGGCCAAUGAGGGCAGAGCGAAAGCGGCGAGAGCGAGCGCGCGCAGUCGAGUGGAGAACAAUGCUGGCAAGGAGCCCGGCGGCGAGGCGACACUUAGAGAUGUGGCUUGCACUGCACCUGCAUUAGGCAGUGGAGACAAGCGAGGAAGGUCGUUCGGCAAACGAUCGAGCAGUGACAGUGUCAAGGCGGAAGAUAGAUCGCCGAUUCAGCGUUCGGAUGACGAUGUCAAGGAAGCUCACAAACGCGUGAAAUGGUAGUCUCUAGAGCUACUCAUGAUUCGUGGCCCUCCCACGCUUCAACCAUGAGGAUCCUUCCUCGCUGCUCUCCGAGCAAGGGUCUUCGACGCCGAUCAAUUGUAACAGUUCACAUGCAUUGUAUUCGUAUUUCUUCGUGGAGAGAUCUAAGGGCCAGACGUGUAAUCAAUUGGUUCGCG